Diachasma alloeum is the source of this 342-nucleotide messenger RNA. Its product is annotated as smoothelin-like protein 1. The transcript has a single exon. The coding region runs from base 1 to 342 and encodes 113 amino acids. Lineage: Eukaryota; Metazoa; Arthropoda; Insecta; Hymenoptera; Braconidae. The record is from RefSeq and is a predicted model, not a curated record.
AUGGAGAAAGAAGAUUUUCCAGUUGUUAUUGACAUCCCAGAUUCAUCAGAACUUGCAGAAAAGAAUUCAUAUGCAUUAGAUACAUCAGAGAGUCCAGAGCGUCAGGAAAGAGGUUCCGUGAAUAUUUCAGACUCUCCAGAUAGCCCAGAGCCAGAUUCUCCAGAGAGCCCAAAUCCAGAGGGAAGAGGCUCCAUCAGUAUUGCAGACUUUCCAGAGAGCCCAGAGCCAGAUGAAAAAGACUCUAUCAAUAUUCCAAACUCUCCUGAAAGCCCAGAGCCAGAGGAAAGAGGCUCUGUCAAUAUUCCAGACUCUCUAGAGAGCCCAGAGAUCACUUUCAGAUAA